AUGUCGAAGCGAACGAGGCUUGAGGGCUUCAGCAUCCCGCGCCCCACGUCCUACAGCUUCGAGCGCUCCCAGCCCGCCCCGCGUCUCUACGUCCCCGCUGAGGAUGACCUCGACGACAUCGCCUUCUCCGACGACGCCGCCGCCCCCUCGGAUGCCGCGGAGGGAGGCAAGGCGGAGGAUGAAGAGAUCGACCCGCUUGACGCCUUCAUGGCGGAGAUCCAGGAGGAGAUUCGCGCCCCGCCCCCGCCGCCCAAGCCCGAGGCCCUCCGCCUCGGGGACUCUGACGAGGAUGACGACCCAAUGGAGAGCUUCCUGAGGGCCAAGAAGGAUGCCGGGCUCGCGCUUGCCGCCGACGUUAUGAACGCCGGGUAUAAUUCCGACGAGGAGGUAUACGCUGCCGCCAAGGCCGUGGACGCCGGCAUGAUGGAGUAUGACUCGGACGACAACCCCAUAGUUGUGGACAAGAGGAAGAUAGAACCCAUACCUCCCCUGGACCAUUCGACUAUCGAAUACGAGUCGUUCAACAAGGAUUUCUACGAGGAGAAGCCGUCCAUUUCAGGGAUGAAUGCUGAAGAGGUGGCUGAUUAUAUGAAAAGUUUGGCAAUUCGGGUUUCAGGCUUUGAUGUGCCAAGGCCAGUUAAAAACUUUGCGGAUUGUGGGUUUCCUGUUCCGUUAAUGAAUGCUAUUGCCAAGCAGGGCUAUGAAAAACCGACAACAAUUCAGUGCCAGGCUUUACCUAUCGUACUUUCAGGGAGAGAUAUCAUUGGUAUUGCGAAAACCGGUUCAGGCAAAACUGCAGCAUUUGUGCUCCCUAUGAUUGUUCACAUUAUGGAUCAGCCUGAGCUUGAGAAAGAAGAAGGUCCAAUAGGAGUGAUAUGUGCUCCGACAAGAGAAUUAGCACAUCAGAUAUACCUCGAAGCUAAGAAGUUUGCUAAGCCUUACAACCUUCAAGUUGCUGCUGUAUAUGGUGGUGUUUCCAAAUUUGAUCAGUUUAAAGAACUGAAAGCAGGCUGUGAAAUAGUUGUUGCUACCCCAGGGAGACUAAUAGACUUGCUUAAGAUGAAGGCAUUGAAGAUGUUUAGGGCAACUUAUCUAGUUCUUGAUGAAGCUGAUCGCAUGUUUGAUCUUGGUUUUGAGCCACAGAUACGAUCCAUCGUAGGUCAAAUUAGACCAGACCGACAAACCUUGCUUUUCUCUGCAACGAUGCCAUACAAAGUGGAACGCUUGGCUAGAGAAAUUUUGAGCGACCCUAUUAGAGUUACAGUUGGUCAAGUUGGCAGUGCUAAUGAAGACAUCAAACAAGUUGUGAAUGUACUCCCUUCCGAUGCUGAGAAGAUGCCAUGGCUUAUCGAGAAAAUGCCCGGGAUGAUUGAUGAUGGAGACGUUCUUGUGUUUGCAGCUAAGAAGGCUAGAGUCGAUGAGAUUGAGAACCAGUUGAAUCAGAGAGGAUUCAAAGUUGCAGCACUUCAUGGUGACAAGGAUCAGGCAUCUCGCAUGGAGACACUACAGAAUUUCAAAUCUGGGACUUACCAUGUUCUUGUUGCAACUGAUGUUGCCGCACGUGGUCUGGACAUAAAGUCAAUUAAAACAGUUGUGAACUUUGACAUUGCAAAAGAAAUGGAUAUGCAUAUUCAUCGCAUUGGAAGAACUGGCCGCGCUGGUGAUAAAGAUGGCACUGCAUAUACUCUGAUUACGCAGAAAGAAACCCGAUUUGCAGGUGAACUGGUUCAUAGUUUGAUUGCUGCUGGUCAAGAUGUGCCCAAUGAACUUAUGGAUCUGGCAAUGAAGGAUGGGAGAUUCAGAGCAAACCGUGACUCUAGAAAAGGUGGGAAGAAAGGUGGCAAAGGUAAAGGUGGUGGAGGCGGCGGUGGCAGCAGCGGUGGUGGUGGUGGGGGUGCACGUGGACGCGGGCGUGGCAUACGUGGAGUUGAUUUCGGCCUUGGCAUAGGCUACAGUACUGAAUCGGGGCCACAAGUACCUGCUCCAAGGUCGGCAACUGUAAACGCGUUGAAGACAGGAAUGAUGCAAAAUUUUAAGAGUAGCUUUGUCUCAGCGGCUUCGAGUAUGCCGAGCAACAGUGCGCCUUUGAGGGCUGCUCAGUUUGUAAGACCGGCACUUCGUGGUUUUGUCUCUGGUGGCACCAUAGGAGGAGAUGCAGGCGCAGCACGGCCAGCACCACCGGCACCCUCCUUUGUCUCCACAUCCAGACCUGCAGGAAACACUAAUGAAAAUACGAACACAACCCCUGAAAGCUCGAGGGAUCAACGGAGAGAGAGAAAGCGACCAUCCGGUUGGGAUCGCUAGCAAGAUUUUGAACCAAAUUUUCUCCAGUUUUGGUUUGUCACCUUCCCGAAACGUAUUGAUGUAGAUUGUACAUUAUUACAUGAUGUUAAUGAUAAAAUGUUGUUCCUACUUAUCCGUAGUGAGCUGUCUCCGUUCUAUUUAUGUCCCGAUGUACUGCUAGACAUCCUCCAAUCUGCUAGGUGUUAUUCUCUCUGGCCUUCUCCUGGCCACUGGCAACACAGUUUGCAUAAUGUCCUGAUUAUCAAGUCCACAGUGUGCAGAUCAAUGUAUGAAGAUCGACAAUAAGUCUCAUCUUGGAAUGGAAUUUUAUAUUGCGCUGAUA
Brachypodium distachyon (stiff brome) is the source of this 2626-nucleotide messenger RNA. Its product is annotated as DEAD-box ATP-dependent RNA helicase 24. Bases 1 to 2304 code for a protein of 767 amino acids. Gene Ontology annotation, molecular function: RNA binding; RNA helicase activity; ATP binding. The transcript is spliced from 5 exons. NCBI's taxonomy places the organism in Eukaryota, Viridiplantae, Streptophyta, Magnoliopsida, Poales, Poaceae. The record is from RefSeq and is a predicted model, not a curated record.